GCCAUUGAAACAAAACCUCUCCCCCAUUUCUCUUUUUCCCCAAGAAACCUUCUUCUUCUCUCUUCUCUUCUUUCUCUUCUUUCUAAUGGCGGCACAAGUGGAGAUCGAGGAUCAAGAAUCCGUAACCAAAUCAGAUAACGACGGCGAAAUCUUCAACCCCGUCGUCGUCUCCGAUUCUAGACCAUCAUCACCUCCUCCUAACUUCUCCGGCGGCGAUAAUAAUGAUUCAACGAUCCUUCUACGUGAAGACACCUUAGAACACGAUCUCAUCAAGAACUGUUUCAUCUCAGGAAUGGGUUCUUUCUCCAACGAAACAACGAUCGUCUCCGUUCGCAAGAACUCAACAGAGAAGAGAAUCACAACGAAAGCCAAGUUCGCCGUGUUCAAAGUUUUCACCCAAGCUAUGACUAGGAAGAACGAAGGUGACGCGAACGUUAAGUACGGAUGGUACUCUGGUUCUAAAGAAGAGAUCGAUCGUAUCGUUACGUAUGGGUUUAGUAAUAAAGAGAUCGAGAAGUUUGAGAAAGACGCUGGGUCUCACGGUGUUGGGAUUCAUCUUGUUCAUCAUAGAUACUCUCUUGUUGCGGCUUUAGUUGGUGAAGGUGAUGAAGAAGGUGUAAAGCAUGUUCUGUUAUGCCGUGCGAUUCUUGGUAAGCCUGAGGUGAUCGUGGCUGGUUCUAAGCAGUCUUGUCCAAGCUCGUAUCAGUUUGAUUCUGGUGUUGAUAAUCUUGAGAAUCCGAGGAAGUAUGUGAUUUGGAGCUCUACUAUGAAUUCUUACAUUGUUCCGACUUAUAUCGUUAGUUUCAAGUCUCCUCGGCUUAGAGGUCUAAUUGGAAGAGGAAGGUCACCGUGUGUUAGCUUCUCUGUUCUUAUGUCUAUACUUUCAAAGUCACUAGACCAACCAAGAAUGAACUUGAUCUUGGCAACUUAUGAUGAUUUUAGGAAACGGAAGCUGAGAAGAGAGCAGCUGGUUAAGAAGAUGAGGGAAGUGGUUGGAGACCAUCUUCUUUUCAAGAUUCUCAAGAAUCAGAGGCGUUAGAAGAAAAAAAGUAGUAGGGGAGAAGACAAAUGACGUUACAGAUUUUACCAGAAGUAGCCAAAGUGAAACAGUAGCUGAUGAUGAAUGAUGAUGCAUAAAGGAGUAGGUUUGAAACAAGAAGAAACAUAUUCACACAGUCGUAUAUGUAGAAAUAUAGGUUGCAGUAAUGACUAAUGAAACACUCUUAUAUCAAAGAAAAAAAGUGUAGUGUUUCUUUUGUUACCCUUUUUGUUUGUUUGUGUUCUACGCGUUAGUUGUAUCUAGAACCAGAUUUUUACAUUACUAAU
Messenger RNA from Camelina sativa (false flax), 1326 nucleotides. Its product is annotated as putative inactive poly [ADP-ribose] polymerase SRO3. The record is from RefSeq and is a predicted model, not a curated record. Lineage: Eukaryota; Viridiplantae; Streptophyta; Magnoliopsida; Brassicales; Brassicaceae. Gene Ontology annotation, molecular function: NAD+ poly-ADP-ribosyltransferase activity.